Messenger RNA from Engraulis encrasicolus (European anchovy), 1188 nucleotides. Its product is annotated as izumo sperm-egg fusion protein 1. Bases 28 to 1068 code for a protein of 346 amino acids. Lineage: Eukaryota; Metazoa; Chordata; Actinopteri; Clupeiformes; Engraulidae. Gene Ontology annotation, cellular component: plasma membrane; acrosomal membrane. Gene Ontology annotation, biological process: sperm-egg recognition; fusion of sperm to egg plasma membrane involved in single fertilization; heterotypic cell-cell adhesion. Gene Ontology annotation, molecular function: signaling receptor binding; protein binding involved in heterotypic cell-cell adhesion. The record is from RefSeq and is a predicted model, not a curated record. The transcript is spliced from 9 exons.
GUUAGCUCUCUAUGAAGGAAGAUCAACAUGUAUCGGUGCAGUCUAGCUGUUUUGAUUUUAGUCUUUCUUAGGGCCUUACUAACAGUUCUUUCUUGUUUGCAGUGUGAUCGUGUGGUGGUACUUUUCCAUGACGAGUUUUUACUGAACCAGCCAAAUCUCACGAUACAAGAGGAAAUAGAAUUACGAGCCAUCAUCGAUCAAGCCUACGAAAGUUUUCAACAAUCCAGCUUGCCUUACCAAGGAGUCAUCGAUCCCACCGGCCUGAACCGGGCUCGCACAGAGUACCACAACGAGUUUGAUCGCUUCUGGGAUGAGGACCGAGGAGACAACAUUCAGGCGGACAUGUUGACAAUUGUGACAAAAGGACAGGAGAUUCUGGAAAAGCACCUGGAGAGCUUCUUUAAUGACAGUCUGUGUCCAAACGAAUGUGGUGUGUUUAAUCAGACGUUGAUGAACUGUGACAACUGUGAAUAUGAGGAGCGCAUUUGCCAACCACAGGACCCUCCUAACGACUGUAAUGACCAGUCUCUGUGGGCAGAGGAAGGGGAUCAGGUGCUGUUGGACUGCUUUCUUCCUUGGCAUAGUCUGGUGAGGGGAGCAAAGGACUACCAUUACUCCUGGAGAAAUAACACUUACAAUGGUACAUCUGAGGAGGAUGGGUUUCAGAUGCUAGUGGUGACUCCUGAGCCCAACAUCAUGCUGAGCCAGCUGACUAUGGCUGAGGGAGGAGUGUACCGCUGUGUCUUCCAGAGUAGAGGCGGUACUGUCUACUCCCGCACUCACUUCACACUCAAUGUGUCUGCAGAGCCGCUGACCACCCCUCGCCCCUUUCUGACUCUCCCCCCAGGACCAACAGGGCCUGGGGAUGGGGUGAAGCCGAAGAUACCUCCACACAUCCUCACCACCUCGCUGGCACUAGUCUCUGGACUUAGCCUGGCUGGUUGCCUCACGGUGGUCAUUGUUCUAGGAAAGGUGAUGUGGAGACGCUACAGGACAGAGAAGUGGAGGAGUGGACAUGGGGGAGGGGAAGAAGAGAGAAUGGAACUGAUGACCAUGGUAGCGGAGUGAGAGCAAUGGAUGGAAUAGAAGGAAUGGAAGAGGUCAAAUAUGAAUAUUAUGGCCUAUUUUAUUAUUAUUAUUCUGAAAGAGACAACUAGAGUAUAUUAAAUAAAUUGCAUGGAUACUUGA